This is a messenger RNA of Coniophora puteana RWD-64-598 SS2, 1862 nucleotides long. Its product is annotated as MFS general substrate transporter. The record is from RefSeq and is a predicted model, not a curated record. Gene Ontology annotation, biological process: transmembrane transport. Gene Ontology annotation, molecular function: transmembrane transporter activity. Bases 67 to 1683 code for a protein of 538 amino acids. NCBI's taxonomy places the organism in Eukaryota, Fungi, Basidiomycota, Agaricomycetes, Boletales, Coniophoraceae. The transcript has 10 exons.
CUCUUGACAAUCGUCCCCCUUCCGCUCAACGCCACUAUUUUCCUCCCAUAACAAGAGCGCCUCACCAUGCCUUCCUUCGAGGAGAAAGAUUUGCACAAGCACGACGCAGAGAAGCAGGAGGACUCUGUGUCCAUACAAUCCGCAAAGUCAAGUCACGCCGAGGGCGUCGGCAGGGACUAUGAACUCAAGUGCAUGCUCAUCAACAAAUGUCUGCAGGAAGAGAUCGGUUUCGGUCGCUACCAGUAUCAGCUCUUCAUUCUCGCCGGACUGGGAUGGCUAGCAGACAACCUGUGGCUGCAGGGUCUCGCCGUCGUCCUCCCACAAGUCGAGCAGGAAUUCAACCCGAGCCAGAUCGAGUACGCCGUCCUCGCUGAGUUUGCCGGUCUCAUCUGCGGCGCGACGACGUGGGGCAUCCUCGCGGACGUCAUCGGCAGACGGCUGUCGUUCAUGAUCACUCUGUUCCUGGCCGGUGUCUUCGGUCUCGCAGCCGGCGGUGCACCCAACUUUGUCGCGUUCUGCUCGCUCAUUGCCUGCAUGGGCUUUGGUAUCGGUGGAAACCUGCCCGUUGAUGGAGCGCUCUACCUUGAGGCGAUUCCUGCAUCGCACCAGUGGACCCUCACGCUGCUCUCGGUUUGGUGGGCAAUUGGUCAGCUGGUUUCAUCACUGAUCUCGUGGGGCUUCAUCGUAAACUACUCGUGCGACACGUCGAUACCCGCGGGCCAGUGCCCACGGUCCGAGAACCCCGGCUGGAGAUACACCAUCUUCACCCUCGGCUCCAUUACCCUGCUGAUGUUCAUUUCGCGCUUCUUCAUCUUCGACGUCAAGGAGUCGUCCAAGUACCUCGUUUCGCAGGGCCGCGACGAGGAGGCGAUUGAGGCACUCGAGCACAUGGCGAAGCUCAACGGCAAGAGCAUCACGCUCACCCUGCAGGACUUCAAGAACAUCUCUGAGGUCGACCGCUCGCGCCCGCCCAUGUCCAACCUCGAGAUUGUCAAGGAGGCCGUGACGAGCAUGUCUCUCUCGCACAUCAAGCCUCUCUUCACGAGUAAGAUCCUCGGCAUCAACACGUCGCUCAUCAUCUUCAUCUGGGGGCUCAUCGGGCUCGCCUACCCGCUCUUCAACGCCUACCUCCCGCUCUACCUCGCCGCGCAGGGCUCAUCGUCCGGCUCGGGCUCGCUCGACGAGACGUACCGCAACUACGCGAUCAUCUCCGUGCUCGGCAUCCCCGGCUCGCUCAUCGCGUGCGCCGUAGUUGACUGGACACGCGGUUCCUCGGGCUCGCGCUUCUUCAUCGGCGGCCGUAAGCUGUCGCUCGCGGUCUCGACCGCGCUCACGGGCAUCUUCCUGUUCCUGUUCACGACGAGCCACAACGCGGCGGCUGUGCUCGGGUGGUCGUGCGCGUCGGGGCUGACGCAGAACGCGAUGUACGGUGUCCUGUACGCGUACACGCCCGAGGUGUUCCCCGCGCCGCACCGCGGUACGGGCGACGCGCUCUGCUCGGCGCUGAACCGCAUCGGCGGGUUCAUCGCGCCGCUGAUUAAAAUUGCGACGACGCCCAAGAACGGCGGCCUGUCUGCUAACGCGGCUAACGGACCCGUGUUUGUUUCCGCAGCGCUGUUCAUGGUCUCGGCCUUCCUCACUGUGCUCCUCCCCAUCGAGGCUGCAGGGAGGUCGGCACUGUAACGACGUGUACUCGACUCACGUUUUUCCCUAUGUAUGUAUCUUCGACGAGGUGCUGUUGUGUCCGAGAUGUGGAUGUUCACGAGGGGUCCGUAUUUAUACCUCAUACCCCCUGUAAUACCUUGUUCUCUUUCGCCUCUUUUUUUGCCGUUGCAUCCACCCUAUUGCAUACCCGCACGCCA